Geodia barretti is the source of this 447-nucleotide messenger RNA. Lineage: Eukaryota; Metazoa; Porifera; Demospongiae; Tetractinellida; Geodiidae. The record is from the annotation of a GenBank genome assembly.
AUGCAGCAACACAUGAUGCGUCCCCCACAGGGGGCAAAGAAGAACAGAAAGCGCGUGGGCCGUGGAGACGGCAGCGGAAUGGGUACCUACUCGGGCCGCGGCCUCAAGGGACAGAAAUCCCGAAGCGGCAGCGGGUCGAUGGUCAAGUUCCAAGGCGGUCAGCUAUCGCUGCUCAAGCGGCUCCCGAGCAUUCGCGGAUUCACCAACGUGUUCAGGCAGGAGUACAGCAUCGUCAACCUUGACCAGCUCGCGCUGUUCCCUGACGGAAGCGAUGUGACUCCCGAGUCGAUGGUCCAGGUCGGAUUCGUCAAGAACCUGAACAGCCCCGUCAAGGUGCUGGGAAGAGGCGAAAUCGACGUGGCAAUCAGCGUUUCAGCGCACAAGUUUUCCGCAGCGGCAAGAUCGAAGAUCGAGGCCGCGGGCGGAACAGUCGCAGUGACCGAGUAG